UCAUGUGCUUUUAAAUAGUUACAAUAUGAAAAAUCCUAUAAGGUCGUUCGAAUAGACAGAAAAAGAAAACAGUCAAACACAUUAUUUUGGUGCUGUUAUUCUUAAUUUGCACCUAGAUUUUUGUCAUUAGGUGUAACUAAUCUUUAAAAUAAUCACUCAAAAUGGAGAGUGUUUUUGUUUUCUCUGUUCUAGAGGAAAGUAAAAGUAAAUGUUGCCUACUGUUUUUUUCUAUGAAACUUUCUUAUCUUUGACUCUCCCCUUUUUCUUACUUUCCCAUCAUUUCUUUCACACAUUGAUUUUCAUAUUUGUAUAUGUUGUUACAACUUAUAAAAAGAAAGUUGGGUUCUAAUUUUAGAAACAGCGAUAGGGAAUAGCUCUUGCAUUACAUCCUAUAGUCAGUUUUGCGCAUACAUGUCACUUCUGAUUUGAUUGGCCAGCAAUUGUGAGAAGAAAACUAACUAAUAUAACUAGGGGUUUCUUCCUUUGAUUUCUCAGCAAAAAUAAUAAUUAAAUACUGCAAAAGAAGAGAGACACAGAAUAGAAAGAUGUGAGUCGCUCCUCUAGGAAGAAACAUUCAAUAAUUCUUAAGAGAUUAAUAUGCCAUGUGUUUCUAUUCUAAUUGAUACAUCACACUAAAAACAAAUACAAAACUAAAUAAAAUCAAAAUAACAAUAUAAUAAAAACAUUAAAAAUAAAUACAAAACUAAAUAAAAUCAAAAUAACAAUAUAAUAAAAGUAGAAACUCACUUUAAAAAUUGACCUACUGCGGAUGCUCUAAGUAUGUUGUUUAAUUAGUUUAGUUUAAUAUAUUUUAAGAAUUAUUUUUUUUUUGAAACACAAUUAUGUAUUGUUCAGCCCUGUGUUUUAGAUAAUUAUUAUGCAAUUAAAAUAUUAUUCCGUAUAUUUUAGUGAAAUCUAACUAAUAUAAGUAUGUUAUUCGACCUUGUGUUCUAAAAAAUAAACUUGCCACAGCUAUCUUUAGAAUUGUCUCUCCAUGUCUUAUGCAUCCACGUCAUCGUCCAAUCCCUAUGUAUAUAACAUGAUUUUGUUUAACCCAUGCGGUUAAUUUUUGCUAUACCCAUGUGCUAAUGGUUUCGUGAAGUUUCUUCACUAAAAUAAAUUGGCAAUGAAUGCAGAGACUCUACCGGAUUCAAUAGAUAGGGAUGGACACAACUCAAAUAUCCUGAAUUUUAGAGAUAUUUAUAUUUCGAUUUAUUUCUUCUGAAUAAUUAAGUAUUCGAUUUGAUUUAUUCCGUAACUAUACGGAUAUUUCAGAAAAUUUUAUAUUUUAUGGAUAUCCGAUUCGACCUAUACAAAUAUAACUAAAAAAAUUAAAAUAAUUUAAAAUAAUAAUAUUAUAUUACAAAAUAAAAAAUAUUUAAUUUAAAAAACUUUAAAUGCUAAAAUAAUCAGUUUAAUAAAUUAAAAUAUUGUAAACUUACAUAAAAUAUAAUAAUUAUAUAUAAUUCUUUUAAAUAUAUGUAUAUAUAUAUACCACGGAUCAGAUCAAUACAUUCUUAAAAAUAAUAAUAUUUGUGAUUUGUUCUAUUUUCAUAGAUAUUGCAUAUUAGUAUUUUACUGGUUUCAUAAAAUUACGGAUAUCUAAAUUUUUGGUUUGAAAUGAAAUGGAUAACGAAUCGAAUCAAAAUUUACAUAUAUAUUAUUGUGGUAUUUUUUUUUAAAAAAAAGAAGAAAACCAAUGUUACGUAAUUAAACUCUAAAAUGUGGUCAAUUUGACUACUUGAUUUUCUUGGGAUAAAACCUUUUAUAAGGUUCAGCAUAAAUAAGAUAGAGAAAAUAUUAAAAGAAAGAAAAUAGUUGGAAGGAAAAAAAACGUUAAGGAAAACUCCACAGAGUGAGAGAGAAACAGAACCAACACUUCCCAUAUGCAGCCAAAGAACAUUGGGAAGCUCUUUUGUCCUAACAACUAUAAAAACAGACCCCCACCUAAAGGAUCCCUAGUUUCUUAUGACAAAUAAUUAUCUUCUUUAUUUUAUCACUCCAAAUCUCCAAUUCCCGAUGGACAGAUUAGACAAUCUUGAAUGUGUCUGAACCCCGAUUUUGUCGUUUUAUUUGGCUAAGUGGUAAGAAGACUAGGGGUUUAAACAGUUAAUCAAGGCCCUGUUUGAUCUACCAUAUUCAAUCUCUCUUUUUUCACUUAGGAAAAGUUUUGAACCUUUGGUUUAUAAUUUAUAUCAAAAGAAAUGUGAAUUUUAGAUAUACUCCCUUCAUUUCAUGUAAAAUAUUUUAGGAAUUUUUUAUUGUUUCACAGUAUAAGAUAUUUUAAUAUAUCUGUGUAACUUUAAGUUUAUUAAAUAUUGUAUAACCAAUUAUAUUUUUACUGUUAUUUUUGUAACUAGAUAAAUUAUUUCAAAUUAUUGUUUUAUAUAAUUUAUAUUAUAAAGAGUUAACCAUGCACCACAUAUUUUAAUAACUUCCAGUGACACUUUUAAAACAAUAUAUAUAUUUCCAGUGAUAUAUGUGUGUAUUAAGGCAAAACAUCACAUAAUGAUAUUUUUCUUAGUUUUAUAAGAUGUUUUAAACGAAUGCUCAAAAUUUUAUUUGUAAAACCAUCAUUCAUCAGAAAAAAUCUAAAUAAUAAAAACAUUGGAGAAUAUUACAAUAAAAUACAAAUAUAAAUUAAUGUGUGUAGGAAAAUUUGAAGAAAUUAAUUAAAGUCUAGAUAUCUUAUCUUUGUCUAUUAAAUUUUAUUUUUGGAAUAUCACAUCUGGUAGAAAGUCUUUAAUUGAAAAAAAAACGUACUAUAUAAAAUGAAAAUUAAAACAGUGGACAACAAUAGACAGCUUAAAUGCUAUAUAAAGGCUGAACCGACCCUUCUUGGUUCCCGCAUCCCCUCGCAAUACUCAACAUACCAACAACAACAUAAUACCAAGAAGAAGCGAAGGCGUGAAACAUCAGAAAUGGCGGCGAGUUGCGUAAUAACAUCCCCUGAGGAAGAACACACACCAAAACUAGACCUUGUGACGCCACUAGUCUUCAACCCUUCAAUGCUUAACCUCCAAGCCACUAUUCCAAACCAGUUCAUAUGGCCUGACGAUGAGAAGCCUUGCCUCGAAGCUCCCGAGCUUGACGUUCCCCUCAUCGAUCUCCAAAACUUCCUCGCCCAUAGCCACUCCACGUUAGAUGCUUCCAGGCUCAUAUCCGAGGCCUGUUAUAAGCACGGUUUCUUCCUCGUGGUCAAUCACGGCAUCAGCGAGCAGCUUAUAUCUGACGCUCAUGAAUAUAUGUCUCGCUUCUUCGACAUGCCUCUCUCUGAGAAACAGAGGAUUCAGAGAAAAGCAGGCGAGAGUUGUGGCUACGCUAGCAGUUUCACUGGCCGCUUCUCCACCAAGCUUCCGUGGAAGGAAACCCUUUCUUUCCAGUUUUGUGACGACAAGAGCCGCCCAAAAAACGUUCAAGAUUACUUCUGCGAUGCGUUGGGACAUGAGUUUGAGCCAUUUGGGAAAGUGUAUCAAGAGUACUGUGAGGCAAUGAGUUCUCUGUCGCUGAAGAUCAUGGAGCUUUUGGGGAUAAAUUUAGGCGUAUCCGGAGACUACUUCAAAUCAUUUUUUGAAGAAAAUGAUUCCAUAAUGAGACUAAAUUACUACCCUCCAUGUCAAAAACCAGAUCUUACAUUUGGAACAGGACCUCAUUGUGAUCCUACUUCUCUUACCAUCCUUCACCAAGACCAUGUUCAUGGCCUUCAAGUCUUUGUCGAUAAUCAGUGGCGCUCCAUUAGUCCUAACCCCAAGGCCUUUGUGGUCAAUAUCGGUGAUACUUUCAUGGCUCUAUCAAACAAUAGAUACAAAAGCUGCUUGCACCGGGCGGUGGUGAACAGCAAGAGCGAGAGGAAAUCACUUGCGUUCUUCUUGUGUCCCAAAAAAGACAGAGUAGUGAAGCCACCAAGAGAGCUUUUGGACGGCAACACACCAAGGAGAUACCCUGACUUCACUUGGUCUAUGUUGCUUGAGUUCACUCAGAAACACUAUAGAGCAGACAUGAAUACUCUCCAGGCUUUCACAGAUUGGCUCAGCAACAAACCCAUCCAAUAAUGAAAAGCAAUAUAUAUAUGUAUUUGUCUUGUUAGUUACUAUGUUCUUUAUAUUUCAUGUAUAUGGUAAGAUAUCAAUAACACCCUUAGUAUUUUAUUUCUAAUCCGUUAUUGAUUGCAUACAGGUAUUUAACAAAUCAAGAAGUUAGCAUGUUUGGGGAAAAAAGUAUAGGAGAAUUAAUACAAAAUAGUGAACAGAUCAAAUGUCUACGACAAACAAAUACAAAUUAAGGUUAAAGAGAAACUAUGUGCAUGUGCAUCAUGCAUCAUCUUGGAGCUUCAUCAGAAAAAAACAAAACAUAUGGGCCACCAUAACCUAACUAAAAAUGCUUUCUUUCACACAACCAUAAUUAAGACUUCGAAGUGAUAGAUGGAUUUGCGUUCCCUAAUCUGUAGUUUAAAGUAAUCGCAUUUAUUUACUUUUUAUCUAUUUAAUAAAUAGUACACGCAGAAAAAACACUACAUACUCUAGUUUACCGUGAUUAAACUCCAAUACACAUAUAAACAUGUGUAAGCUUGUUAUUGUCGUUGGAUCCCUAAUAAAUAAAACACUAUUCAUCGAGUAGCAUGUUGUUUAUUUAUGGUCGCCUCCAGAAAUUUUUUGACCAGCUUUAACAUGUGCUCAUUGAUAUAACAAUUUUGGAUAGAUCCACAUAACAUCAUACAUUUCCAUAAAUUCCUCUUAGUCCAGUAACCCACUUGAA
This is a messenger RNA of Brassica rapa (field mustard), 4755 nucleotides long. RefSeq names its product gibberellin 20 oxidase 1. The record is from RefSeq and is a predicted model, not a curated record. Lineage: Eukaryota; Viridiplantae; Streptophyta; Magnoliopsida; Brassicales; Brassicaceae.